GCGCCUGCGCAGCUCCGUACAGCUGCCGCCAACAACAACUGAACGGUGUGCCCCCUCUCAUUCCAAGAUGGCGGACCUCCUAGGCUCAAUCUUAAACUCGAUGGAAAAGCCUCCAACUGUCGGCGACAAGGAAAGCCGACGAAAGGCUCGAGAGCAAGCAGCACGACUCAAGAAGAUGGAGGAACAGGAGAAAAAAAGGAAAGCAGAGUUCAGGAGAAAAAUGGAGAAAGAAGUGUCGGAUUUCAUUCAAGACAGUUUACAACAGAAACGAAAAUAUAAUCCUAUGGGGAAGAUUGAAAGGAGUAUAUUGCAUGAUGUAGCAGAAGUGGCCGGUCUGACUUCUUUUUCUUUUGGGGAGGAUGAGGAGAGCCGCUACGUCAUGCUUUUCAAGAAGGAGUUCGCUCCGUCAGACGAGGAGCUGGAAGCCUAUCGCAAAGGAGAGGAGUGGGACCCCAAGGUGGCAGAGCAACGGCGCAGACUAAAAGAACAGGCUGCAUUGGAAGAAACAGAAUCCAGUCAGACAAAGAAGGCAGAAACGUGUCCCAACUCCAACUACAGAGACAAGUACAGUCACCUGAUUGGCACCUCGGCUGCAAAGGAUGCAGCACACACACUAGAAGCCAACAGCACGUAUGGCUGCGUACCGGUGGCCAAUAAGAGGGACACUCGCUCCAUCGAGGAAGCCAUGAACGAAAUGAGAGCGAAGAAACGUCAGAAGCAAGAGGGCGACUCAGGGGCACGAAGCAGCAGCAGCUCUUGAGUCUCCAUUUCCACCUUCUGCUCUGUGCGGGCGUUUGGGUGCGUGUGUCUGUGUUUGUGUAAUUGAUCCUAUAAUGCAAUAUCUUUAGAAGUAUAACUUAAAAGGCAUGCGUUGAAUCCAGUAUAUACACCAAUGUCUGUGUUAGACUGUGUUGAAAUCAUGAAACCCUGUUCGGUGAAGUCUGAUCCAGGAGGUGGAUUUCCAUACGUGUUAAGCAUUUGUUUAUGAUGUCAAUUAUCAACACACACACACACACACACACACACACACACACACACACACACACAAACUUUAACGGGACAUUUUUGGCAAUGAUUGACAUGUUUGAUACAGAUGUGCAUUCACAGUCCCAAGUGACAUUUUUAUUCAGAAAAUAUUGACGUUUUGAAAGCAAGGUUUUAGGCAAACAUGGCUGAAAAGUCAAAGUUCCAAAUAUUCAGUGCAGCUUUUAAAAGGGAAACAGGAAUGGUGUCUAAUGACCAGCUUUUGGGUACAUUUUUGGGGAUGUUAUCUUGGUCUCAACCUGUUUCAGAUCUUUGUCUUGUUGGAAGCAUGCCAUUUCCUCCAUUUCAUGAGGAGUCUCCUUUUAGAGAAAAACUGUUUUGUCGGUUUUAGGAAUCUUAAGUGUGAGAUCUUCUUUGUUUUGAUAGAUCUCAAUGAAACUGUUUAUUCAAAUGAUGUGUUUUAUUAUUAAGCCUGUUGAUGACUACUAUACUAAUUGUAGGAAAAUUGGUCACAUCUUUUUUUGUUUGUCAUAUCUUCAAGUAAGUUUUUAAGGAUCUUAAUGUGAUUUUAACAUGGUUGCACUGUUAAAUUCCCCCAUGGGUGUUAAUAAAUGGAGAACAGAA
Molecule: messenger RNA, 1608 nt
Organism: Cyclopterus lumpus (lumpfish)
Lineage: Eukaryota; Metazoa; Chordata; Actinopteri; Perciformes; Cyclopteridae
Gene: spag7
Product: sperm associated antigen 7
Exons: 7
Coding region: 68-760 (230 amino acids)
Molecular function (GO): nucleic acid binding
Source: RefSeq, a predicted model, not a curated record